UCCAAGAUCACAGCCUCACGCAAACUCUUGUUGAAGAGUUUGAUGCUGGCAAAAGCAAAGGAGGAGUGGGAUCAGGAGAUCGUGGACAAGCAGUCAGAGAAGGAAAGAUACCUGUCUGAGCGGAUCACACCACUGCACACCAGUGGGCUUUCCUUGAGCCAGCUCCAGGACCUGUGCAGGGAGCUGCACGAGAAGGUUGAAAUUGUUGAUGAAGAGAGAUAUGACAUCGAAGCGAAAUGCAACCAUAAUACUCGGGAGAUUAAAGAUCUGAAAAUCAAAGUGCUUGAUCUCCGAGGAAAGUUCAAGCGACCCCCCCUGCGGCGAGUCCGCGUCUCCGCCGAUGCCAUGCUGAGGGCUCUGCUGGGCUCCAAGCACAAGGUUUCCAUGGAUCUGAGAGCCAACCUGAAGUCUGUCAAGAAGGAGGACACGGAGAAGGAGCGCCCCGUGGAAGUGGGCGAUUGGCGCAAGAACGUGGAGGCCAUGUCGGGGAUGGAGGGGCGAAAGAAGAUGUUCGAUGCUGCCAAGUCCCCCACGGGCCAGUGAGAGGAGCAUCGGGAAGAAGAGCCUCCCCACCCCUGCUGCCUGCCUCCCUUUCCCUUGCUGCCCCUCUGUGCUCUUUACGCCCUUACCCUGAAUUCACCACCGAGCUGAAACACGUGGACAACUGUGUGGGAAGAUCUGACCUUCUUUCUUCCAGCUCUGCC
Molecule: messenger RNA, 704 nt
Organism: Fulmarus glacialis (Northern fulmar)
Lineage: Eukaryota; Metazoa; Chordata; Aves; Procellariiformes; Procellariidae
Gene: TNNI1
Product: troponin I type 1 (skeletal, slow)
Exons: 6
Coding region: 43-543 (166 amino acids)
Biological process (GO): muscle contraction
Cellular component (GO): troponin complex
Source: RefSeq, a predicted model, not a curated record